AUGGUUGAUGGAAAAGAAUGUGCCGGUCGAGGAGUAAGUUUACAUAAAUAGUUGUUCACUGUUCAGAACCUCUUUACUUUUUUAACGAAAGCGACGGCAGAACGACGCCGUAAGGCACGGGGGAAUUGUGGGUAGCUAGCGGUUUUACUCUCUUCCCCAGUCUCUUAACUCACCCAUAAAGUUUCUCCGGCUUCUUUUUACACUUCACUUUUUUUUUGCAUUAGCCUACAAAAGUUACAUCUGCACCUUCAAGUUUCUUGAAAAGUGCGCCUCUUGAGGAAAAAUAGUUCCUCCUAUUUACCCAAUUAGUAAAGAAAGAAAUUCUAUAAUUGUGGAAAAUUUAUCCCUGACAGCUUUUUUUCACUGUCCAGUCUUAUUGUUAAGUGUUCUAUUUCUUUGUUGCUUUUAGUUUUGUACCAAUGAUGGCCAAUGCGCUUGUGAAAACGGGUUUGAUCCGGCGUCCACUUGCAGCAAAGGUUUGCAUUCUAUCUUACUUGGCCCGAAAUGACAUAACCGUGCAACCAGACGUCGAAGUCAGGAAAAAGAAGGAAAAAGAAGUUUUAAGACCGGGAAUUAUACACUGUCAAGGAACAUCUCUGAAUUUGCGAAAUACGUUAUUUUAACUACAUGAAAUUGGAAGCUCUACUAGAAAGGGUAGAAUUUCACUCGAUUAUUUGAGUUUUACCAAAUUGCUUAGUACCAUGAAGUACUCAUACCGCAAGAAAGUAUAACUUUACUAAGUGAAUUUUGAACGUUAAUGUACAUGUUCGAACGGCGUGGUUUAACAUGCGCUAUUGCAGUGUCAUUACACUUCGUUUAGAGACCAAGAGGGUGUGAACUUGGUCACAACCACAGUAACGUUCGUGACGUUUUACAUUCUUCAUUAGUUGGUACUGCACGUGAUGGCAACUGGGGGGCUUGGUCAAGCUGGACAAACUGCUCGCGAGCCUGUAACGGUGGAACACGUUUACGUUAUAGAUUUUGUGACAGUCCGUCCCCUUUGUAUGGAGGAAAGAUCUGUGAAGGAGAAAGACUUCUGGAAGAGGCUUGCAACGAGGAACCCUGUCCUCGUAAGUAUUUACCAAACGAAUUUAAAUUCUCAAUUCCAGCUCAAAAUUUGACCAAAGUAGCCUGAUUUUUUACAUUCGCCUGUUGUCAGGAGUGAAGUGUCACAGGGGUAAACGCGGCCUACUGAAUGAUGUCAUGAUAACUCCUUCAAAGACCCUGUUGGAUACAAUGAAGUCCCCCACUCAUGUUAUUAGCCUUUAAGUCUGACAUCAAGCUUUCAAUUUUUGGUCAAUGCAAAUACAAACAUUCACAAACACAUCAGAGUGCACUUUUCUUGGGAAGCAGUUGACUUUUCUCGUUUACCGCCGUACACUUACAAGCAGAAACUGAUAAGAGGGGAGGCGAACGUCCGCGGGGAACAAAGGAAUAGGAAAAAAAGAUAAAGAAUGAAAAAAAAAAAACCAGGCGAAAUAAGACACAAGAAAAAAGACAUUAUCCUUAAGGCACAUACACCAUAAUUUGUGGUGAAAACACUCUUGUUAUUGUAAACAGUUUUCACUAGGAAAAUAUCCAUAAACAAUAUUAUUAAAAGGUCGUAAACGUACGUUUCAACUGGAGGGGCGCGGUGCAAAAAAAAGGGAGACACUUCAACACACUGCAAAUGGCCAACUUAAAAAACCUGAGCAACAUUUUCCCAAAACAUUUCCAUAUUUUUCCUUUUACAUUACCAAUAUCGAUUUCCCUUGAGAUGUUCACGGAUAUAUAUAAUAGGGAGAUUGAUGAAAUAUAGUAAUGGGAUCUUAAGGUAAAACGGCGACAUGAAAAGAAAUUCUCAAGGCCAAUAUCAUAUAUAUAUCCCUCAAGCAUACAAGUGAAUUUACAAGAACACUGAUAACAGAUCGAGAAAAUUUAAGGUUCCGUAAGACUAGCUAUAGGCAUCGGUAUAGUUUUGAAAAUGAUGAAAAUCGCUCUCAGCUAUUGAAGCUCGAACAAAACCGAGGCCGGGAUCAAACUUAACAUUAAUCUGCUCUAACUUGUUUUAAUUUGAUCCGCCUGAUCGAAUAAUAACAGGUUUGUGCUAUGCAAACGGAAUCCGGGUGAUAAAUCUAACACGAGCGCGAACUUUACCGCAAGGUUUUCUGUUUUGCUUUUUAUCGUUAAAUUUUGUUCUGUUGUCGGCGAUUAUCAACUUCAGAUGAUGACAAUAAAGCGAUAAUUGGAGUUUCCGUUGUACUAAAACAUUGUGAAACUUCCAAUCAUUGACAAAUUUCUCUUAUUCAUGAGACGUGUGUGCAGUUCUUCCGUUUCAUUUCCUGCUUGCUUGGUACAGUCAGUAUUAAUAGUCAUCAUUAUGGAAGAGGAUAUUUUUCUGUUGCAUUGAUCAAUCAUAAAGCAGCUGCAGACGAGGAGUUACAUGUUUAAAAGUACAGCGAAAACUGUCUCCCUGCCGUGUAAACGGUUGGAAAACCUCGAGUUUCAAUUUUAUAAGCCUGUUCACUACCUUAAAGUCGGGAGAAUUUAAUAGACAAUAUGAUAGAAAAGUUCUCGUCAAUUUAAAAUUCAAACCUUCAAAUUGAAGUUCUAACUGUUAUCUUUCUUUUUGCAUCGUCUGGCACCCCCAGUUUUCUCUCUAAAUUUUAAAAUAUCGCGAAAUUACUUUGCCAUUCAUCCCACUGAGCCUCUGUAGAUCAACCGCCUGCGGGUGAAUGAAUGAAACUUCGGCGAGUUAUUUCCCCGGUAAAGCGAUGGAGCAUGGUAUAUGGCCGACCUUGAAGGAGCUGUUUUUUUCCCGCUCAGUAAAAUCUUUCAGUUGCAAAUUUUUAUUGUCAAUUGAGCAAAUUCUUAUAACUUUUUUCUAACAUGCUACUGAGACGCAUAAUAUUCUAGUGACCUGUUUGGCACGCACGAACAAUUCACGCUGGAAGGUACCAGACUGUUAAAAACAUGUCUUACAGCUAGUAUCCUUUACAGCAUCGGUUGUUAUGGAAAUUUUCCACAGGGAAUACUCAGCGGUUGGACGUGUUUGAAUGAUUGUUUACAAAUGUCCCACGCGGUAGUUCUUCAUAAUAUCUUUGGUGAUAAACUCAUUAGCGUAUGAUAAACGUAUUAUACGAGUUCACUCUAAUAAAAAUACAGUGACCAGCAAUGAUAACUUCUAGGAAAUUAGAAGUUUUCCUACAGUUGUCCUCUUUGCGCUAAAUCUCAAGAUUGGAGUGAUAAGACUCUUAUUUAGCAAGGCUUAUGUUGUUUUUCUACCCAACAAUAUUUUCUCUUUGUUGCCAUUGAAGCGCUAAAAGGUUUUUUCAGCUGACAUUUUUUUGACGUUGACUUGUGAUAUAACUCACGCUUUAAAUUAUUGAUCAAUUAACCUAAGAGGGCUGAAUAAUUUUCAGGGUGUUAGAUUCUCUUCUUGUUCGGUAUCACUUUGGUAGUAUUUUCAGUUGGUGUGUAGUUCGAAGGUUUUUUUUUCUUUCACCAUUUGUUUCUGAUCUGAGGACAUCAAUUUCAGCUGCCUUCGGCUUAUAUUGAUUAUAUGACAUAAAAACCUGAAACUGUAAACUUCAGUAAAAAUAAUGGAACACAGCCUUCUCUAAAUCUCACGUAUUUUUUCUUUUAAAACGAUAUGGUUACAAAAAUCACUGAAAUAAUUACAAAUUUAUUUUAAAGUGGUGAUAAGAUUAAAUUUUCCCUAAAUUUUUUUAAAAUUUCGUACUACAACCAAUCUUUCUGUUACUGACAGACCCUCAUACAAAGCCCAGUAUCGCUGGCGGCAAGCAGCUGUAAACUGAUGUCGUUUUAUUCGAAAAAAUUAAAUACUGUUUCCCACGAAGGAUUCGAAGUCCAACUGAACGUCACAGACAGCUUGCAUGAAAUAAAAAAUAACUCAGUUUGAUUGGCAAUAAAUUUCAAGAAGCUUGCGAAUUGUCAAAUCGAAACUUGCUAACAUUAUCAUUAAAAAUGUUCGCAUUGCUGAAUUGAAAAACCCUACUCUCAAAUCUGCUUUCGUUCCCAAGUAUUUUUCUGAUGGUGUUGUACGUUGCAAGACGUAUUUCUUGCAUUCUGAACCAGUACACUACUGGAUUUAACGACGAAUUCAAAUACACAAUAGUUGCUCCCCACUCGUAAGCCAUUUUUACACCAGGACUGUAACCAGCUAGAAGGCGAAUAGCCAUUGCCGUUAAGAACGGAGUAUAACAAACGAGAAACAUCACUAACAAAUAAACCAUAGUAAUAACGGACUUCUUAUAUUUACUCAUAUUGACUCCUUCCCACGCAGACCGAGUCUGUGACUGUAUUUGUCUCUGAUGGCGUCGGAGCACUCUAAACACCUUGAUGUAUGCAACGAAAGUUGUGGUCAAAGUCACCGCAAGCACGGGUAAUGGAACAAGAGUCCAGUAACGAUCCGUGUUCGCCAAGAAGAGGGACACAGCGGUAGAGAUGCAAAAAAUCCAGAAAGCGAAAAUAACUUUAAGAACGCGCGCAACUGUGACUUUUUCUUUGUAACGAAGGUGCAAGUACAGGGCAAGCACUUUAUCCACCGAUAUGGCGCAAAUUGUCAUAACAGAGACUCCCGCGCAUACAAAUCCAGCAAUCCAGUGAAUGAGUCUACCGAUGCAGGCGGUAUUGGCGCUAUUCUUGAGUUCGGCGAUCUUGUAGGUGACGAGCAUAGGUUGAGCCAUGAGACCGAUAAUAAAAUCGGAACAAGCGAGGCAGCAAAUGAGAAUGUUCGAAGGCGAAUGGAGAAGCGGCGUCUUCCAGAUCACUAGGAUCACUACAAUGUUCCAGGUGGUCGCCACUACAGAAAACACAGAGUUAAGUACGCAGCAAACGAUGUCAGAGGCAAAGAAGCUUCCUACACGCGACGGCUCCAAAGUUGCUAGGAAGUAACAUCUCUGUGUGUUAUUUGAAUCCAUGAAGGUUUAAGCAAUGAGCUGGAAGACAGAAUUCUUGGGUAAAUUCAUGCACUUUACCUGCAGAGAAACGUUUGAAAAGCUCGUGCGUAAAAUGUAGCUGGAGACGUUAAGGAAACGACCAAGCUAAGGAAACGAACAAGUUGGAACUUUGACUGCUUAUUCUGAAACAAGAGCGAAAGUAGCGCGGUGCAUGUAAUUAUGUAGGAGACUAUCGAACCUGGAAAAUUAUUUGCGUGAUAAAACGGUCAAUAAACUUGAAUUUGAACGUUCAACUUACUAAUAUCUCUUUGUGAGUAUCAGUGAUAGACGCAAAAAUAUCUGAUCACUGUGAAAAUGAACCCUUCGACAAUCGGUCGGCGGUAAAUACUCAACUUUCACGUCUGCUAUUCGACGUCAUUAGCCGAUCAAUUGUGUUUUUUUUCACUUUCUCACAGUUUCCAGCUGGGUUCUAGUUAAAGACGUUUUUCUUGUUUGCCGCCCACUUUGUUCCAUCAUCAGCUGCUCGUACCUUUCUCUGGGUCGCUUUAAAUAAUAGAAAUAACAGCGACACCUCAGCAUCGAAAGUGAUGUUACAUGAAUUUCAUUAUUAUUGCAUAUUCUCGCUAAAAGCCUAAUUCUCAGGUAGUUGCAAACCCUACAUGAAUAAAAACCAUCAGAAAGAUGCAUCUAUUGCCACAGAAUUUAUUUUCACACCAUACCUUCUUGCGUGGGAGUGUCCAGGGUAAAAAGAAAGCCAAUAGCAAUAAAGAAUUUCAAGUAGCAAUUUUUCAUACCAUACAAUAACCAAUGGUGAGAAAUCCUUCUCCUUAUAUUCAAAUUUUCAGAGCAGUUUCGUCAGGCUUGUUGUGGUUUUUUUCACUUUCAUGAAUUGUUUUUAAGCUAACCUGACUGAUUUUCAAUAUUGAAAUUAUUUUGUUUCGAGUUGUCAGAGUCAAGUAUCGCAAGUAUAACGUUUUCGUCAUGAUUUGAGAAUCUCACAGCGUAAAUAUUUUUUAUGCAUUUUCUAUGAGAAUCUCGACCAGUAUAAAACUGUCCAUCAUUUCACUUUUGAAAUGAAUAAGGUUCAGAUCAUAUUUGACGAUCAAUUGUCAACAAACGAUAUGUGUCACGAAGAAAUAUUUAUUUUGAAGUGGUGUGGAAAAACUCUUUAAAAUUAUAAAGCAAUAUUUGACUAAGUAGACUUCAGCGUGGCCUGAACAUCAAUAUAAAAGAGAAGCAAGUCAACAACUGCAUUUGGAGUACAAACUUCUCAACAAUUCUUUGACGAUCCUUGGUUAAGCGAUGUGAUCUCAUUUAUAACAUUUAUUCUUACGAGACUUUGGCGGAGGACUUCAUUGGUGAGUUUUGUUUUAUUUGCGCGAAACUGCUUAUUCGAAAUAUUAAAAAAAUACCUCUCGGAAGUGCAAAUCAAAAUAGCUAUUCUUCACUUUCCCACGUUAUACUGAUUUAUUGCUGGGCCGAUUGUGUUUUCCGCCUUGACAGUCAAUUAAAUCUUUUUACUUAUGCAAUCAUUCCACGCGUUUCUUUUAGGGCAAUAAAAAAAUAGAGACUCUAUUCAAUUUUAUAUAAUAUACAGAGUAAUUGCUUUUUUUUCAUUCGCUGCCUAGAAGCACUUUUGUGACAGCAAUGGUGCUUUUUUUUUUCCGUUAAUGAAUUUGCCACAAGAUAACUUGGUCGAAAUUUUGAGGCUUCACUAAUUGUCCCAACUUCAUUUGAUGUUGAAGGUGUUGCCAAUUUGCUUCCAACAAUUAGAAAACGAAAACGUAUCUCAAACCCGUCUUAUUAUGAAAUAUGUCUUUAUUAAAUGUAAAAUAGUGUUCGCUUUAACACGACAUUUCUUGCAUGACUAUGUCAAUAAUGUUAUCGGAAGCGAAAAAAAUCAGUGCAACCUCUUGAAGUAAAAGUAAAGAGCGAGGACGUUUUGGGGAUAGUUUCAUUAUAUCGCUCGCCUCGCUUACAACACACAAUAGAGACCUUAAUCAGUCAAGCUUUUAAUUUGGUUAUAAUUAAAUACAUCCAGAGGACGGAUGUAUUUUAAGUCUCUGAGAGCGCCCCUCUCAACUUCAGCAUAAUGCAUGUGAGAAGUUAUAUCGCUCGCCUCGCUUACAACACACAAUAGAGACCUUAAUCAGUCAGCACGACAAUACCGAGAAAGACGUUGAUUAAAAAUCAAUUUUUUAAUUUGGUUAGAAUUAAAUACAUCCAGCGAAUGGAUGUAUUUUAAGUCUCUAAGAGCGCCCCUCUCAACUUCAGCAUAAUGUAUGUGAGAAGUGUUGAGAUCGAAAUUAAAACUUAAAUAAUUUUCAGUCUGAGUUUCUGUUCUCAGACCACGCACGUUGUCGUUUUGCAGAAGAUGGCUAAGAAAAAAAUGAGGUUCUAAAACGAGCUAUUGUUCUACUGAAAAGAUCUUUUAUUUUGCCACGUCCUCGUUGCCUUCACCGCGUGGUUUGCUCCCUUAUGUACUUUGCUUUUUAUCAACAAAAAAUCGUGAAUGAAAUGUUAGAUAAACAGUUGCAAAAUUUAAUUAAGUGCUAGAGCAAGUUCAGGAGUAAACAAAUAGGCCAGGUUUACAUUGCAAAUAAAACUUUAGUUCUUAAGGAUAUAUAACUCCAUAUGACAAUGUUUGGCGAGUUGUGACGGAGAACAUGGGCCGUGCACUAUACACUGAGACAAUGCAUACCCUUAUCUUCUAAGACGCAUCAGUCCAAUGUUCAAUACUCCUUAAAGUCUGAUCCUAAAUCAUUUUUUUAUGUGAUUUAGAGGCUCAUUCCUGCCGCCAUUUGCAAACCAUCGGUAAAAGACUUAACAAGCCCUACGCUGAUGGCGUUUAUGAAAUAAAUCCAGAUGGGAAGGGUAUUGUCAAAACCAUAUGUGAUAUGACGCGUGAUGGUGGUGGAUGGACGCUAUUGAUUACCAGCUACACCAACAAGUGGACCAGGCAGAAUGUCUUACAAAAUAAUGAAAUGGAUCCAAAACUUAAAGACGAUUACUCUAUCCUGUUUAAGGCAGAUGACAUCAAAAAUAGUGGAAACGUAAAGGGUUCCACCUUUGAAUAUCGCUUAGAAGCUGAUAGUCCCGGUACGUGCGAUGCUCUGUUUAUGGUUACGUUCAGGUGACUAAAGAGAUUGAUACCUCAAGCGAGGCAUAUUUCAACCAGUGUCUUGUUCCUCCUCCGUUAAACAGGAAAAAAAAACGCGCGUACAAAGGUUUCCGUAUGUUGCUGUUGAUAAACCGGUGAUAUAUAAGUUAUGAAAUACUACGGCACGUCUCAAUAUACCGUCAAUUAUGAAAGAAUGAAUCGCGAUGUUUUCACAGCAUGCUGCUAUUUUUAAUUCAUCGAUAACGACCAGGCAAUUUGUGGACUGAUAAAAGCGAACGGUAUGCCAAAGCUAAAUGAAUUUGGCGAUUUUCGAGAUGACAUUUUGCUUUCCAAAAAUUGCUAACAUAACCAGACAAACCUUAUUCCUGUCAUUUCCAUACUGGGGAAAAUGCGUUGUCAGUUUGAGUAGUCCUCUUGGCCUCUUUUAUUACAUUAAAUUUUCAGGAAGAUGGGGUGGAAUUUGGAAGGCACCACGUAGCUACAGUUUUGUCAAAAUUGAUAAUAGUCAGACUGGAGUCCGGUUAACUAAGAAGUUUGACGAGUGGGGUUAUUCGUGGUACGGUUUGAAGAAAAGGAUGCCUUGGCUGUACGGCGAGAGGCUAACUACUGCUGGUGAACCAAAGAGAAAUGAAUUUGGUUCUAUUACAGGUUAAUAGUUUCUACUAAAGGUUAAUAGGUUCUAUUACAGGUUAAUAGUUUCUACUAAAGGUUAAUAGGUUCUAUUACAGGUUAAUAAUAUUAAGGAGUUACCUUAAAUAUAGAGACUAGCCCCAUCUGUCAAUGGUGCACGACGUUCAAAUACUGUUAAUCAUUUAAGAUGAAACUUUUCCAAGCUUUGGGUCAUGGAAAGGUCUCUCAGUGACACGUCUUAUGCAUAUUCCUUAACUCAUCAAAAAGCAUCUUAUGUUGAAUUCCACCUAAAAAGGAGGGUGUCGAAAACUCAGAUUAGAAUGUUGUGCUGAUAAAGUAGGCUAUUCCCUGACAGAAGUGUGACCUCCCAAUUAAAAAUUUAAAAAAAAUUUAAAAGCAUGUCAUGCGUGUGGAACUAAGCUGGAAUUGUAUUCCAGGCUUGUGCCUGCUAUCAUGAUUAUCAUCAACUAGUAAAGUUAUUACGAUGACAAAUUACAAUUUCCCACUGUCCCCCACCAAAAAAAAUGAUUUUUGUUAUAUCACGACGCUUGUUUACAGCCUCUAUGAAGAAAUAUCACCCAGCUCCAUGGAUAUAUGGCAAAGACAAAGAACAAUGUCCGACCUUCAUCUGGUACUGGAUGAGAGAAGGAGAGUACGGUCCUCCGAGAUCCUGCAUGGAGGUCAUGACUCGUAGCAUUGGGAAGGAGGGAGCUUCAGGUCUAGUAUAUAGCCCAGACCAUGCACCUUAACAGACCUAAACCAUCCAAAGAAAUAAUAAUAAGAAAAAAAAGAAACUCAAGGUUUUUGAUUCAAAAACAGACGAAACGUAGGCUUAAUUUCUGUUAAGUUUAAAAGCGUUCUUCAAGCGGUAUAAAAGCUUAUCUAGUAAAAUGAUUGAUAUGGUAGAAAACGAUUAAUCAUUUCUUCCUUUUAGAUGGUUUCUACAAUAUUCAGCCAGUGGACAAACCAGUCUCAACAUAUUGCGACAUGACACGUAAUGGCGGAGGCUGGACCUUACUCCUUACCAGCGCUUCUCGUCAAGGAUGGAACGCAAAGAACGUUCUGGAAAGGAAUAGGCAAAAUCCAUCGCUUAAAACAGAUUUUUCGAUUCUUGGGCAAGCUGAUAAUAUUCUUGGAAAGGAAAAAUUUCAGGUGCUUAGUUUUUUGCAUUAAGAAUAGGUACUCAUUCCUAUAACAAUUACAAGCUGAUAAUAUUCUUGGAAAGGAAAAAUUCCAGGUGCUUAGUUUUUUGCAUUAAGAAUAGGUACUCAUUCCUAUAACAAUUACCCUUUCACGGUAUCUGACGAUAUUCAACUUCGGAAGAAAUAUUCUUUGCUAACGCGUAAGUAUGGUGCCACUGAAAUAAAAGUGUCCUGUGCUGUAAAAUUAUAUUCAAGAAAGUUUAUCAGACAAUUUUCAUUUGGCUUUAAUUGGAGAAUUUUCUAGGCAAAUUUUAAGGAUGCAAUCAAAUGGGCAUGUUGAUGAUCUGUGAUGAUAAAAAUUUAUGAGACAAACUUCCCCUACCCGUUCCUUUAGUGAAGAAGAACUGAAUGUUAUAUAUUUUGCUUUGAUAUGAAUAAAUUCAAUGUAUUUGUUUAGUACCGACUCGAGGCCGAUGGUGACGACAUGUUUGGAGGAAUUUGGGAGACUGUAAGAGGCUACUCUAUGACGUCAUCCUCUGAUACUCAAACAAACAUACGGCUGCUAAAGAAGUUUGGAAUGUGGAAUGAGACAGAAAAUUUGAACAAGCGCGUUCCUCGUCUCGAGGCCGGUGGAAAACACUUAUAUACGACUGGCUCAGCGAGAGAUAACUCGGGCGUAAUAGUGACCUCAGAGAAUGAUGCCAUCUACAUAAACAGCGAGAAACCCAAACCGAAGGUCAUACGGGUAUGGAUACGAGAGGGAACCAGGUACGAUAUGAUGUAGAUUUUAGCCUAGCUAGCAUUUGAUAUAAAUGUGAGGUAUUGGAUAUUGUCCAAUGGCCGUACAGUACGAAGCAUUCGUUUGUUACUCAUUAACUCUGCCCAGAGUGCGCUCUUUUCUUAUUUCGUAAUAUCACUUGUAGUUCGCUUUCAACCUAAGAACUCCUUAAUGUCAUUUACCCACACUAUUCUACCCGCAGGUAGCAUCAGGGGAGAAAUGGCCUCGGUCUUAUCUCCCCCUUGAUGGAGCUUUGCUUGUACCGGCAAACAAUAAAAAUGAUUUUGUAGAUGUGUGUAUGAUUUUCGCUUCUUAGUGCUUAGGAUUAUAAGGAAUGGACAAUUUUUUUCUCAAAGUUAGCUUCAAGGCGGUAGAGUGAAUCUGGAAAGCUGUGGCUCAAUAUUUUCAUCCUUCGUACGUGUUUGUGUUCCGAUGUAAACAGAUUUCUUUAUUUUAACAUCACUUCCGAAUCGUUCAGGAUGCCUGGCAAGCAUUUAUCCAGAUGGAUGAGUCCAUUGAUAAAAUAAGAUAAAAAAAAAGGUGGGGAGUUCAAAACAACCGCUAUUUCCUUUAAAAUUUGAUGCCAAUCUUAAACUGUUUUUCAAUGUGUUCUUACUACAUAGACGCUCGUGCAACCAAGUCAAGGUUUACGGCACGCAGCUUGGUAUCACAUACGACGACGGAGUUUACAUGAUUAAAAAGGAUGACGUCGAUUACUUGCCUGUCUUUUGCGACAUGACAUCAGACCUUGGGGCUUACACUCUACUAGUCACCAGUGCCUCGAAUAACUGGAAUGCUAAAGAUGUGACGUUUCGAAAUGUGGAGAAACCGUCGCUAGGCAACGACUAUUCUAUUCUAGGAUUGGCAGAUAAUAUAAAAGAUAUCAGUGCAGCCAAGUCUUUCAAGUAUCGGCUGGAAGCUAAUUCACCAGGAACCUGGGGUGGAAUUUGGGAAGCGCCUAUAGAGUACACGUAAGAUGAUUUCGAGUUGUGUAUCAACGCAUGAGUUACUGUCAGUUGAGUGCCUCUCCUACUGCAUUUCUGGCUAAAUAAUUCUCCGUUCCAUAUUUUCAAGUAGGGCACUUAUAGAUUUUCGAAUCAAUGCAGGGAAGGACUGAGAUGAUCACAAGCUUUUUUCCGCUUUUAUCCUUUAACCAUUCGAAUCCGCGGUAGAAUCUUCUAAGUAACGCCUCAUAAAAAUGUUUAUUUAACUCACAGAUUCCUGAAAACCGAUAACACUCAAACCAAUGUCAACCUGGUGAAAAAGUUCAACCAAUGGGAAUACAGCGACGAUGGCGUUCAGAAGCGCAUGCCCUGGAUGGCUGGAACAUUUGGGUUACUGACCACUGCGACUGUGGGUGACUGGUAUCCUCGUGGAACUAUCAUCACAGACAGGAGAGAGGGAAAGCCAGCUAACUGGAUAUAUCCGGGGAUGUUUGAUCCAGGGGUUAUAUGGUAUUGGAUAAAUGAAGAUGAUUGCGACCAGAGUAGGAAACCUGGUGUGUGAGACGAUAAACGAAAGCUUAAAAAAUGUUAAAAUUGCAGAAAGAAGUUAUUGCCAAUGAGAAAAACUAUAAAAAAAGAAACCCAAAACACAGCAAACAAACCCAAAGAGCAAAGACCUUUAUUACUGAGAACGAAGGAAUAACAGUGGAACGUAAUAGGCGCGUUAAUUGGUAUGUUGUAUUAUUUUUUUUAAAUGCAGAACACACGUGGUUUUCUUUUAAAUCCCUUUUCUUUGUACAGUUGAUGGUGGUGUAUCAGGGUGGGGUGAGUGGAGUCGUUGUGACAAGCUCUGCCAGCCGGGUAGAAUGACCAGACAAAAGAAGUGUGACAAUCCCAAACCUAAGUGUGGCGGCAAACAGUGUGACCUGAAAAUUCUUCAGAAGGAAUCCAAGGAGUGUAAUUACUGUCCAGGUAACAAACCGUAUCCUGUGUUUCAAUGCGCCAUUUUCCUUACAACGUGUAAAUAACUAAUUUAUCACCACAUAUUGGGGUCGUUUUGCAUCAAUUCUAUUCGUGACAAGCAUGGCAACUUCGGUGAGUUUUGUUCGUAUCAGUGUCUGAUGAUUUAACGAUCAGCUUCUUGUAAUUUCAACAGAUCAGCUUAAGCCCCCAUUAACGAAUAUUAUGAAAAAUUUUCCGUCUGUUGCAGAACCUUCCUCCAGAAAAACUGGACCAACUUCGGCUUGGUUUUUAUAUGUUUUUUUAAAAACUACGAAUGUGGAAGACAAAGUAUACGAAAUCUUUUUUUCUUAAAGAAGUAAGGCUCGUCCUCUGUCUUAGGCUUGAUUUGAUUACGGCAGACUGACGGUCAAUUUUCUAUAUUAACAACUUAUAAUUCUUCUCAAUUGACGAUAUCGUCCUGUCGGGUUUGUGAAUUUAAUUAUUCCCGAUGCUUGUCUGAAUAUAUCAAUCAAUUGUAAGGACGAAGAUACAUCUAAAUCACUCCUUUUGCUUUCCUUCCGCCCAACAGAAAGUCCCAUCCGGGCGGUGGACAAAUUUUGUGUCCAGCCUCAGCGAUCAAGCUGCCAGAUACCCGACGGAACUAAGCUGGUUUACAAAUCCUCUACUGAAUGCUCGAAAGAAUAUCAGAAGUUCAUUUACGAUGAUGGUAUUCUGAUGCACAAAUGUAGCAAAAAAUAUGUUUGUCCAAGAGGUUUGUUCUUUGGAUUUGAUAGUUCAAGUACAUUGUCUCAGCGAGUGAAUUGUUCCCCAAUGAAGUGUGUCCUCUAAUUUCUCAAAAGAUGAGGCUGACUCUGAGGACUUUAAGUACAUUGACUUGAAUUCACAGAUAAUUAGUGAAGGCACUACAAAGAUGAUUCGUACAUAACUGUCUUUUACCCAAUCGAACGAUGGCAUCCCCUUAAUUUCCAAACUGGUUAAAUAUUACUGCUUCUUUGCAGUGUUGGGUUAAUGACUUGGGUGAAAGAGAGCUGUGUUUUCUUUUCAGUUUGUUUUUUAUUCUUCAUAGAAGGUUUCCCUACUAAAUAUUUACCUUUUCCCAGGAGGUCGUGUCGACUUUGGCGCCGAACUUGUAAUCGUGAGUUCAACUGGCAACUGUGAUCCAGAAGAUGCCAGAUUUGAAAGGUUAGAGAGCACUAGUAGUUCAGCUGAAAUGAAACAAUUUGCUCUCCUAUCUGAAGCAUCUUACGGCCAUUCACAAUGUGUUUUGUUUAGAAAAGAAAAGGAAGAAAAAUAUGGUAUGCUACCACAUCUGAUCAUGUUUUUUUUUGCCUAGUGUGGCUCAGUGAACAUAUGGGUUUGUUAGGCACUGAUACAGCAUGCUUGUGCUUAAUUCCAGUUUGCAUGCUUUAUCAGGACACCCGUGAUAUCCCUUAUGCGUAUAUCACGAGAAGUGAUCUGUGUGUUCACACCAAAGGGGGCCGAUACUAGACCCAUUAUCGUUUACACAAGGUAGUACAGCGAACAUACCCUACGUUAAUUGCUGAUACAGCAUUCUUGUAUUGAUUUCCUGUUUGCAUGCUUCUUCAGGACACCUGGGAUGUCCCUCAUGCACAUAAGAAGUGGUCUGUGCGUUCACCCCAAAGGGGGAAGACCCUCUGAAGGAGUGCCGCUUGUUUAUUACGAAGGAUAUGAUCAACCAAGGCUUAAACUGGAUCUCUAUCAACUAAAGGGUAAUGCCAAGACACUAUUGUGUCGUCAAAGGUGUUCUUCUAAAUUACAUAGAUUAAAAAGCAUCCUCCCUCGAUCCACCAUCCUUAAAACAUGCAUGGGAUUAGAGUUGUAUUAAUAGACGUCCAUAACUAUUUUAAAUAAGGCUUUUACUUUAAAAAAUAACUUUAUCAAGUUGCGAGAGAUUCUACAGCUUUGUCCUGCUCUCUCUUCGCUGCCUGAUCCCGGGUACGAUCCCCACACAUUUACAUAAACAAUUUGAGGAAAUCUUCGAGACGAAUGCUCCGAUCGACAUCGGUCGUGCGCCAUGGAAACGUAACUGAACUACGAUGUAGCUGGCUGUCGGAGAAGGAAAGACUGUUGCCCCAGUAAAGCUAAACGUGCUGUAGUCAAACUUUCCAAUUAGUUCAGACGAAGGGCUAACGCUCGAAACAUCAGCUUUGAAACUCUCAACGGUGGCUAAUUUACGUUAUCAACUUAGUUGGAAAUACCGAAUUAUUUUGUUAUACUCUCCCACCGACGCAGCAGCACAGCGUACAGUUUCUUUGGAAACUUUCCCCUUUUUUCAAUUGUAGAGUUCGUAAAAUUAGUCUAUUUAAUGCCCAUAUAUAUAUUUUGUACUUAUUGACUGAGUAGGAGGGCCGGGGGUAAAUAUUUGGCUCGACGUCGUGUAAGGUCCCCACGUCAUAACAGAAGCCAGACAUUUUCCUGUAAUGCCCAACCAAAUUCAUUCAUAAGUAUUUCAUCAUAUCAUCACGAAGUCUUUUUGAAAUCAUGUCUGAAACUAAAUGGGACGCAAUUACAUAAUGUGAAGAAUGCGCUUAAUAACUACAAAACAAUAUUUUUCAGAAGAGCGUUUCCUUUAUUUCUUCGCCUCUAAACAAAAAAAAAUCACGAGUUAUCGAGAAUCGAAACUUACUUUCAUAUUCGUUUUAUACAAAGCUUUUUGCCAUUAAAUAUGGGGUGCACGAUUUUUUUUUCCCGGAUCAAGUUCACUUCAACCUGUUCAGCACAACAUACUUCAGCUUUACGGGAUUGCUUAAGCGCGGCUGUAAAGGUUAUACACUAAAACAAAAUAUAUUUUAAAAUGUAUUCAAUAAUGCAAACUUGUAGACAACGUAAUCAUCUAUUGUGAAAAAGAUACAUAUUUUUUAAAUUUCAGAUUGAUUUAAAGUGACUGGAGACCCAUUCACUCAGACGCGGGCUGACGCUCGAAACGUCCGCUAUGAAACUCUUUACCGUGGCAAAUUUACAUUAUCAACUCGAUUGAUGAAACCGAAUACAUCUUGGUUAGAAAAGAGUUGGGUUCAGCUCGUACGGAGCACGCGUCAGAUUUUUACGACAAAUAAUUUUCAGCAAACUUGGAUGGAAACGAGAAUCCUUCUGAGAAACGUCUCCAAAGAUACGUUAACAAUGUUUUUAUCAAUAAAAUUUCCAAUUUCCUCGAUUUUCUUUAUUGUUUUUUCUUUUGGUGAUUACUGACAUCCUAAAAUAUAGUCUUGCAAAUGAGAUUCAAAUGAGCUUGGCAAAACACUCUCUAUUGGUCUAAUGGCUCACAGCUUCUGGUCUUUUAAUGGAAAAGACAAGACAAGACAGGUUGGCUUGUUGAAAGAGGGGGUUUGAUUUGGAGAACUAGCCAACGGAAUAAUUAUUCACGGGAAUAACACAAAUGGCAAAGCAAGUUACAGACUCUGACGCAUAUUAUUUAUCACUUUUCGAUCAGAAAGGACUCAAUUACCCUCAAUGAAAUAAACUUUUCCUAUUUUGUGGUUCAUAAUAAAAGGAGGCCUCCUAGGCCGGGUUGUUCAAAGCACGAUGAAGCUAACAGAGGCCAGAUUAGCUAAUAAUUUUUUAUUUAGUUUUAAAGCUUUGCAGAAAAUCAAUUGUAUUAAUUUGUUUUAUACGGUUUCAACUCUUGCCAAGAGUUAAACCCACUAAAGCCUUCGCGCUUUGAGAUACGAGCAUCCAGAGCCGGACUGCUCGUAUCUCAAAGUGGAUAGAUGAAACGGAUGAUAGCAAUAGUUAUUUAACCUGUUCACGUGAUAUAAGCUGACAUUAAAAGUAAAAAACAAUUUUGUCUUCAUAGCCUUCUAUGAAUAACGCACUCAUGCCGAACAACCGCUCGGCAAGCAGCUUAUGGCGAAAAAUUUAUAGCUUUUUUGAAAGAAGGCCCAUUUAAAUUUCGUUUGCUUAAAGUUUAUAUUGUAUUUAAAUCAGCAAUCUUAUUGAUGAUUUUAGUCUCUAUUAAAAAUUUUAUUCGACCCUCCAUAAGUGAGUAUCAUCUUUUAGUGGGAUUUCCUUGUCGUGCUAUACGACGAAAAUUGAGCUUCGAGAUUGUUUUGGACUUCAAAUGUCAUUUUUUCAAUGGCAUUUUCAUUUACUUAUUCUUCUCUCAUUAGAUCUCGCCAAGAUUACCCUAUGAAAAUUUAAAGGAUUUUGUCCUCAGUAGAAAAUGUCAGAUAGAAGACAUGAACACAUUCCUCUGCCAGGUUUCCACAGCUUUCCACUAUCUUCACGUAAAUCAUAUCACAGCUUUCCACUAUCUUCACGUAAAUCAUAUCGUGCACAGGAGGCUAUUAUUUAUCUUACGCGGUCACCCAAAAGAGAGUGGGGAGAUCAUGUCUUUGUAGGAGAGGAUCUGGCCUGAAAGGAUACCACUUGGUAUCGCCAUAAUAAUCAUAAUCAUUUUUUUUUAG
Messenger RNA from Pocillopora meandrina, 16903 nucleotides. NCBI's taxonomy places the organism in Eukaryota, Metazoa, Cnidaria, Anthozoa, Scleractinia, Pocilloporidae. The record is from the annotation of a GenBank genome assembly.